This is a messenger RNA of Ectocarpus siliculosus, 3401 nucleotides long. NCBI's taxonomy places the organism in Eukaryota, Phaeophyceae, Ectocarpales, Ectocarpaceae. The record is from the annotation of a GenBank genome assembly.
AUGAUGUGGCCGGAAAAAAAGCAACAAGAAGCGGCAAGCGGGCCUGUACUUCCCUAUCCCUUCGUCAAGGAGCUGCCCUUAGCAAGCUCGACAUUCUCCUUUCUUGACACGCUUCCUAGGAGUAUGAAGGUCUUGUUGGCCGUUCUGGUGGGGCUCACCGCUUUGCUGAGCACCUCCGAAGCGAACUCCUGCUUGGAUCCCACCGAUACCGACUACAGAUGCGAGAUCGAUGCUGAGGGAACCCUGGAUCUUUCCGAAUGCCUUGUAGCUGAUGACGACGUCGACAGCGGUGACCUCGCGGCGUGCUUGGAUGCCGCCGGAAGGGAAAGUGUCAUUUUCCUCGACCUGGGUCGCAACGACCUCACCACCCUCCCCGAUGGAGUAUUUCUGGAUCUCACGUCAAUGGAAACCCUCCACAUCGAUGUCAACGACUUCGGCAGCCUGCCGGACGGCAUUUUCCAGGAUCUCCCAGCCCUCAACAAGCUUGAUAUCUGGAACAGCGGCCUCACCAGCCUGACGGACGGAACAUUCCAGGGUCUCACGACCGUCACAAAACUAUACCUCCACGACAACGAGCUCUCCUACCUCCCCAGUGGAAUAUUCCAGGAUCCCAGUGCCCUGGAAAUUAUCUGGCUCAACGACAACGUGCUCGCCACGCUGCCGGAGGGGGUGUUCGAGGAUCUUACGGCCCUAACUUUUCUGGACUUAAUCGGAAAUCCUUUGGAAUGCUUACCGGAAACAACCCUGGCGGCAGCUGCUGAUGAUGAUGCCGACGGACUCCACGUCGACACAUACGGCACCGAAUGUGGGUGUGCUGUUACGGGCGUGACCAACGUUUGCGGCGCUGAAACCUGCACUCCUGGACCUGUCGGAUACACUUGCGGGGCGACAACGUCGGCGCCGAGGGCUGUGGCUGCACCUACUCCUACGCUGGAAACAGAAGCACCUGCACUGGGCGCAGAGGCGACCACGCCGGCGCCCUUUGCUGUUGUUGCACCUACACGUCCGCUGGAAACAGAAGCACCUACACCGGGCACCGCUACACCGGCAUCUGCGCUAGCACCUACGUUAGCACCCACCUCGAGCUCAAAAGGGUCGACUUCGGACUCUACGCCCAUCGUAGCGGGGGUAAUCUCCGCCGUUGCCGGUGCCGCCUUCAUUGCACUCGCGGUCCUGGGCAAGCGUCGACGAGACACAAGGCAGAAGGCCGCGCAGCCCCGCUCGGAUCCUCCUGCUCCCGGCGGCGGCAACCUCGAGCAAGGCCUUGGGCCCGUCCCGCCCCCUUCCUACACAGCGGCGCUUGCCUUAGCAAAUGGAGGCGACGACGACAAAUGGCCUUCCGCACAACACAACGAGGCAUCGCCACCCCCGUUCGCGCCGGCGGAAGGGGUCGGCGAUGGAGACAUUGUUCCGCGGUCAGCACCGACAGCAGUCGUCUUGGGUGCUGUCGAAGAUCGUAUUGCCGCCGGGCUCGGAGGCGAGGGAAGUGCGGCAGUUCUACCCUCAGCGGAAAAGUCGACGACGGACACUACGUCCACCGCCACACACUCCACCGCAAACGUUUCCACUCACGAACGGGCAGAACUUGCCGUGUUUCAACAAAGACAAGACGUGCUGGAGGCCGCUCCGGUUGCUAGCGGAUCUCGACCAGUACCAGCCUCUGGCAGCAGCGGUGGCGUCGGCGGCGUCGACGUCGGCGUCGGCGGCGCCAGAGAAACCUCGUCGGCGGCCGACCGCCAAAACUCGGCGGAAGACCUCGGGCUUGGCCACGCCGUCUUGGGGGCGGCACAGGAGCUGGCGCGUCAUUGCCAGGUCCCCGGCAUCAGUGAGGCGGCGGCGGUGUUGUGCAUCAUGGCAAACCUCUUCACGGACAACCGUGAGAACGACCGGGAGAACGAUUCAAGGCUGAGGCAGUGCCGCUCGAUCGUGAUGGCGCUCAAGCGGGCCGAGAAAGUGGUUGGCAAGGGUGGCGACACAACCGGGGAGGUGGCACGUGUCUUGAUUGAGGACGUGCACGACGCCAUCUUCGAUCUGGUGGAGCUCAUAAAAACGUUUCAGAGCAAGAACAAGCUCUCAAAGCUGUUUCUGUCGACGCUGUUCAAGCGGCGCAAGGACGAGCUGGAUGCCGUCGUGGACCGAGCAAUCACGCGCCUGCAGUUGGGCCUGCAGCUGCAAAUGGGGCACGACAUGGGUUCAGUCAAGGAUAGCAUGAAGUCAAUGGAGGACGACGUCAGCGCAGUCAAGCAUGGCGUCAAGGCAGUGGAGGAGGGCAUGAACCUCUACAGGCAGGGUUCUAACGCGGAGUCUACUACAUCGGAGUCCGUGGCGGAGGCUCGCAGCAUACGGCGGAAGCGCAAACUUGACCAAGUCGAGAUUCCUGAAGACCAACUCUUCAUCACAACCGAUCUGUUGGGAAAAGGAGGCUUCGGCGAAGUGUACCUGGCCGAUUACAACGGCCACAACGCAGCGGCGAAGGUACUAUACAUCGCCCACGACUUGGGCGCUCUCGACGAGAACCAAAAACAGCGGGAGACGAGGCAGCGCAAGGGGUUCCUGCGGGAGCUGGAGGCCAUGAUCCGCCUUCGGAGCCCGAACACGGUCAACGUCUAUGGGGCGGUGACGUCUCUGUCGGACCGCAUGGUGCUCGUCAUGGAGCUGCUCCCCAACGGGGACCUCCUCACGUUGUUGAGGAGGUCUACGAAUCCCCUCCCCGAGGAGAAGUCCAGACAGAUCAUCGGAGACAUCUGCGCCGGGAUGGCCUUCCUGCACGGCAAGAACACGGUCCACGGUGACCUCAAGUCGGCCAACGUGCUUCUCGACGGCGGCGGCAGGGCCAAGAUCGGCGACUUCGGCACGUCCAGGUGGUCGCAGCACACGAACUCCACAGGCCUGGCCACGUACACCACCAAGGCCAACCAGAGCACUCAGAUGAGCCUCGCCUGGAGCGCACCGGAGGUGCUCGAGUCAGGCGGAAGCACCUACAAGAGCGAUGUCUACAGCUUCGGGAUCGUGGUUUGGGAGGUGCUCUCCAGGGAGCUACCGUGGGCGAACAAGACACGCCCUCGUGAUAUCCUGUCGGCGGUGUUGAUGGGGAUCCGGCCUUCGUUCCAUGUGGACGCUCCUGCCGACAUCGUGGAUAUCGCUAAAGCCUGCUGGGGUGGGGAGCCCGAGGAGCGCACUACGUUCAGUGCCAUCUUGGAGGGCAUGGACGCAAAGGGGUGGCGUGAGUAGGCUCCUGUACGGGUCCGUUCACAACCGUUCGAAAUGCGCCCAUAGGGAGUAUUUGACCGAAUACAGCAAAUCGACAUAGUGCACCAAACAUGGCACCAACAGCCAUGGUGUUGGAUCAACUGCGGGUUGCUGAUGCGUCAUAUCGUGCCGUAUGUGUUACCCUGAUCCUC